Boleophthalmus pectinirostris (great blue-spotted mudskipper) is the source of this 1121-nucleotide messenger RNA. RefSeq names its product neugrin, neurite outgrowth associated (gene ngrn). The record is from RefSeq and is a predicted model, not a curated record. Gene Ontology annotation, cellular component: nucleus. NCBI's taxonomy places the organism in Eukaryota, Metazoa, Chordata, Actinopteri, Gobiiformes, Gobiidae.
UCCGCUAGGAGGCAGCACUUUGGUGUUUGGCACAUGUUUUGUUGUUGACAUCUGUUGUGUGUGCCUUUGACGGUUUCAUUUUGCUUGUUUGAUUUGUUAAACGUUAAAACGUGUUUGUACGGUUUGUGGGUAAUGUUUAGUAGCCCUAAAUAGCACCAAACCUUUAGGCUUAUGUCUCGGCCUGCGCAGCUGCUGUCCUUGGUGCUCUUCAGCGCCAGGACUGGUGCUCUGUCAUUGCACUCUACAGUCACUUCAACCCGCUGUAGAUUCAUUAGUAAAGGGCCAAAUAGCCAGCCCUGGCCCCGUGGCAGUCAACGAGCCCCGAGGAGAUACCGAGAUGAGAUAUCAAAUGAGGAGGACGAGCUGGAGGAUGUAGAGGGAAAGAUCCAACGCGUAGUAAAUAAUGAGGUGAAGCGACAGAAGACCGUGAAGUAUCACAUCCUAAGGAGGAAGAUGACUCCUAGACCACCAGAGAGAAAGCUAACAUGGGAAGCUAUUGAAGAAAUCAGAUAUCUGAAGCAAGCGCAGCCAGAGGAGUGGACUGCGGAUCGUCUGGCAGAGGGAUUCUCAGUAAGCAAAGAUGUCAUCCUCAGAGUGCUUUGGAGCAAAUAUGUACCAACACCUGAACGAAAAGCUAAGCAGGACAUGCAAGUUCUGGUGAAACUCAAACAGCAGGCGUUGCCUUCAAGAGCCCGAGUGGAGCAGGAAAAAGGAAGAGUGCCUUCCAGUGGCACACAGGAAGUACUCGCAUUAGGGAAGGGAGACAGUGCAGUGGUUCCUGCCGUGCAUCAAAAUAUGAUAGCUCAAACUGAACCAAAUCCUUUUGUGACCAAACAGCCAUUUUCAGAAAUCACCAAACAUUCCACGGAUAUAUCACUAAAGGAAAAACAUUCAAUGAAAAGCAGCAGGGAGGAGGAAGAUGAGGAAGAGGACUGGGAUGGACAGGUUUUAUCAGAGGACAACAUCGAAGAGUUGAUGACAACUGUAAAGUCUACUCCUGUUGUCAAAGAUGGUAAUGAGUUUUUUGAUGGAGAUGGGAACUUUUUGUACAGAAUCUGAAUGUAUUCUAUUUUUUCAUAUUAUAUUUCAAGUUUCAAAAAUAAAUCUUAUUCUAUAAAUCU